Molecule: messenger RNA, 1122 nt
Organism: Protomyces lactucae-debilis
Lineage: Eukaryota; Fungi; Ascomycota; Taphrinomycetes; Taphrinales; Protomycetaceae
Exons: 1
Coding region: 1-1122 (373 amino acids)
Source: RefSeq, a predicted model, not a curated record
AUGUCCAUAUUCAAGCGCAAGCAAAAACGGUCUUCCGCCGACGAACCUUCGCUGCUCGACGACGACCUUCCCACUGUCGCGUCGGCGAGUCAACCACAAGCAGCUGCAGGCACAACGCCCAAGAAGAACUUCCUCAGCACUUGGAGCGGCAAGUCGUCCUCGCAAGCGGCCAGCACACAAACGUCUGCGUCAACACUACCGUCCCCGCUGCAGCCGACCUUACUCAGCUCCCCGCGCAUCUCGACCUCCUCCAGCACCAGUAUCUUUGAGCGCAGUGUCGAUAAUCUAGCGGGCGUUGGACCUCCACCCACUGCAUCCUCUGCACUUUCUUCGCCGCUCUCACCAACAAGUCUUGCUAAUUCGGGCGUCUUUGGACAUCAUACAGACGGCGUGACACAAGUCCCCGCGGCACAUCAGCAGCUUGUGAUUGAACAGCAGAUACCAGCCGUUCUGGAUGCGAGUGUCGAGGCGAUUGUGAGUGAUACAAACUUGGACCAGGUUGAAGUUGUUACAGCGCAGCGAGCGACACCGGGUCUAACGACACACUCGAGCGCCUCUUCACCGCCCCUCACAGCAGACACAAGUAUCAGUGCAGCGAGACAUGCGGCAAGCCCAGGUACAGCAUCUCCAGUACAAUUGCCGAAUCCUUGGUCAGAGGAAGAGAAUCCCUUAACUGAACCUGAGGCAGAUCAAAUGCGCCGACUCUCCUUCGUCAGCUAUGCAGAUCUCGUUCAUGUUGAACAGAGCGAGCAAGCAGCUCAAUCUCGAUCAGCGUCCCUUGUAGGACCUGCUGCUCAUCGGCCCAUUUCACCUUCUCCACUCGGUGCCACGGCGCCUGCGUCUGCGGAUAGUACACAAGAUCCCCUGACGCAGUCGCUGGGGAAGUUGUCUGUUGCUAGAGACGCAACGUCUAGCUUAGACGCAUCUGCGCUGAGACCUGCAACAGCGUCGUCUAGCAUGUUGCUACCGCAAAAUCGUCCUCGUCAGCGUUCUAUUGUCACUCUUGGCACAGACCCCAUACAGCCGAGCAUGAAGAUCUGCACUUCGACCAUGAGUGAUGAGUUGCUCAAACCGGUGGUCGUCUCCACUGCCCUUGACAAUGAGAAUCCUUGGGCCGUGUAA